Messenger RNA from Peronospora belbahrii, 384 nucleotides. The record is from the annotation of a GenBank genome assembly. Lineage: Eukaryota; Oomycota; Peronosporomycetes; Peronosporales; Peronosporaceae.
AUGCCACCGACGUCUCAUCACUUCUUUCAUUUUACUCCAGUCAUGAUGAAGAAUAUAAAGGAAGCGGCAACUUGUGGUGGGUUUGAUAAGGAUGGGGUCAACGAAUUUUCUUAUGUGAGCACCAUCGACGCUAUUACAGCGUUGUUCACUGUGCUAAUCUCGCGAGCUCGCGGUCAUGGAGAAGAUGUACGGGUUAUGAAUGCUAUGAACGCUCGGCGACGUCUAGGACUGCCUGCGAAUUACGCAGGAAAUGUCGUCUGCAGCGCAAUGGCGACGUACAAUGCCAGUGAAUUGCAGUCUGGUGAUGAAAUAAUGACUGCAGUUUCCCCAUCAAACGCUAGGAAAGCUGGCUCGACGCCUGCAACAAUCGAUUGUACAGAGUGA